Messenger RNA from Nothoprocta perdicaria, 1391 nucleotides. Its product is annotated as aldehyde dehydrogenase family 3 member B1-like. The record is from RefSeq and is a predicted model, not a curated record. Lineage: Eukaryota; Metazoa; Chordata; Aves; Tinamiformes; Tinamidae. Gene Ontology annotation, cellular component: cytoplasm. Gene Ontology annotation, biological process: aldehyde metabolic process. Bases 1 to 1323 code for a protein of 440 amino acids. Gene Ontology annotation, molecular function: aldehyde dehydrogenase (NAD+) activity. The transcript has 8 exons.
AUGGAGGCCAGCAGCCCCCUGGGCUCCAGCAAGAGCCACCCCGCAGGCAGUSGGGCCAGCAAAGCGCCGGGGGCUGAUGGAGGCAGCAGCAACGGGGGCACGGCCAGCAAUGCCAUGAGCGGGAACCCCUACGCGGGGCUGGUGAGCGGCCUGCGGGCAGCAUGGCUCACAGGCAAGACGCGGCCCGUGGAGUUUCGCGUGGCCCAGCUGGAGGCCCUGGGCCGUUUCCUGGACGAGAAGAAGCAGGACCUCCUAGACGCCCUGGCCUCCGACAUGCACGAGCCGUCCUUUGAAGCGGAGUACAGCAACAUCGUCCUGUGCAAGAAUGAGCUCAACGACACCCUUAACAAGCUGGACACUUGGAUGAAGGAUGAGCACGUGGAAAAGAACCUGGUGACUCAGCUGGACUCAGCCUUCAUCCGCAAGGAUCCCUACGGGGUGGUGCUUGUCAUCCCGCCCUGGCACUGCCCAAUCCUGCCAGCCCUUGUGCCCCUCAUCGGGGCUAUCGCGGCGGGCAACUGUGUCAUUCUCAAACCCUCRGAGGCCACCGAAAACAUCAGGACACUCAUGGCCGAAGUGCUGCCCUCCUACCUGGACCAGGACUGCUAUGCCGUGGUGAGCACUGAUGAGGAGGGGACCAUCAAACUGCUGGAAAACAAAUUUGACUACAUCUUCUUCACCGGCUCUCCUGCCAUGGGUAGGACGGUCAUGACAGCCGCUGCCAAGCACUUGACCCCAGUGACGCUGGAGCUGGGGGGCAAGAACCCCUGCUACGUGUCUGACGACUGUGAGGUGCACAUCGUUGCCAGGCGUGUGGCCUGGGGGCGCUUCUUCCAUGCAGGGCAGACGUGCGUGGCACCCGACUACGUCCUGUGCAGCGCCGAGAUGCAGGAGAAGCUGCUGCCCGCCCUGCGCGAGGCCAUCACCGAGUUCUACGGCCCCGACCCCAAGGUGUCGCCCGACUUUGCCCGCAUYGUGGAGGACAAGCAGUUCCAUCGCAUCCAGGCGCUGCUGAGCAGUGGACGUGCGGCCAUCGGGGGGCAGGUGGACCAGCAGGAGCGCUACAUCGCUCCCACGGUGCUGGUGGAUGUGGAACCCUCUGAUCCCAUCAUGCAAGACAUCAUCCUGGGGCCCAUCUUGCCCAUCAUCACAGUAAGAAGCGUGGAUGAAGCCAUUGAUUUUAUCAAUGCCCGUGAGCGGCCCCUGGUUGUCUAUGUCUUCUCCUCGGAUAAGAAGGUGGGUGUUCAGGCUGGAAGAUGGAUGAAGCACAAUAGGGCUGCAAAACUCGCUCCUAUCUGGCUGAUAACCAUGACCAUGGCCUGAACUUGUGUCUGGCACCAGCUGUUCCUCCUUCUCUCGACAGAGUAAGGACUAGUAAGGCUGCACAGCCA